GGCUCAAAGCCAUAUAGGACCUAAUAGAAAACUCCGCUUAACGGGCAAGCGCCAAAAUGGAGGACAACGAAGCAGUUUCAUAACUCCCGAGUAGGAGGAGCGUUGUUUUCUGGAAGCUCCGUGGAGCAGAGCGUCCGAGCAGCGCACGGGCGACGGUGGGAGGACUUCGAGGUAAACCGACGGCUAAGAGGUGCAGCUGGGGGAGCAAAGGCGGGGUGUGACGCCCCUGAAUUGUUCGCUGUAAACAGGAGUUUAACCGGACUGUCAGCUAUUUGACCAGAGGAGUGGAGUGUCCGUGUAUCUCUGAAACAACUAACGUGUUCGAGCUGUGGAUGUGGGGAUCAGUGUAACCCACCUGGAUCAGCGCUGCGUAACCCGACUCUAAUGGACUGUGAAGCGCUGUUCACAGGCGCCGUUCGGGCAUUUCAUCCUCUCUGAGCACUACAUGCAGAGCCGAGGAAAAGUGUCUGGGAGCGGACACAGCAGCAACAACAGAAUAGUUAUUUAUAUUUGACAGCUUUGCUUUCUGAGACCGGGCUUCGACACCGGGAGGCUCUACGAAAGGCGGGGCCGAACCGGGGGGCUCAGAGUGGAUUGCUGAGCUCUCCUCGUCCCGACACCCCCAAAGCGACGAAGCCUUAUUUUUGGGGGCUCAGGGGGUCGACGACGGAGGCAAAAACUGGGAAUAAGAAACCUUUAUUUUGCAACUCUUUCCGGGCAGCUGGUGUGCUGUCAUUUAUUGCUGUCAAGCGGCCAGCUACCCCUGUCCUCUAGUGUCCACAUUCAGGAGCAUUACCAGGUUCGGGACCGAUAUAUAUUUUUGGGGAGGUGUGAAGGGGAUAAUUCAUCCCCGGCCGGGCUCGGACUAUGGCGGACGACGACAUUCUGUUUGAAGAUGUCUACGAGCUCUGCGAGGUCAUCGGGAAGGGUCCCUUCAGCGUGGUGAGGAGAUGCAUCAACAGGGACACGGGCCAACAGUUUGCGGUCAAAAUCGUGGAUGUGGCCCAGUUCACCUCCAGUCCUGGUCUCAGCACAGAAGAUCUGAAGAGAGAGGCCAGCAUCUGCCACAUGCUGAAGCACCCCCACAUCGUGGAGCUGCUGGAGACCUACAGCUCAGAUGGCAUGCUCUACAUGGUGUUUGAAUUUAUGGACGGGGCAGACCUGUGCUUUGAGAUCGUGAAGAGGGCAGAUGCUGGCUUCGUCUACAGCGAAGCAGUGGCCAGUCACUACAUGAGGCAGAUUCUUGAGGCGCUGCGGUACUGCCACGACAACAACAUCAUCCACAGAGACGUAAAGCCUCACUGUGUGCUGCUGGCGUCCAAAGAGAACUCUGCUCCGGUCAAACUGGGUGGGUUCGGAGUGGCGAUCCAGCUCGGAGAGUCCGGAUUGGUGGCAGGAGGCCGUGUUGGGACUCCUCACUUCAUGGCCCCAGAGGUGGUGAAGAGGGAGCCGUAUGGUAAACCUGUGGACGUGUGGGGAUGUGGAGUCAUCCUCUUCAUUCUCCUGUCAGGGUGUCUGCCAUUUUAUGGCACCAAGGAGCGACUCUUUGAAGCCAUCUGCAAGGGCAAAUACAAGAUGAAUCCCCGCCAGUGGAACAACAUCUCAGAGAGUGCCAAGGAUCUGGUGAGGCGUAUGCUAAUGCUGGACCCUGCAGAGAGGAUCACUGUCUACGAGGCUCUCAACCACCCCUGGCUCAAGGAGAGGGACCGGUACGCUUACAAAAUCCAUCUGCCAGAGACUGUAGAGCAGCUGAGAAAGUUCAAUGCCAGACGGAAGCUCAAGGGAGCUGUGCUGGCUGCAGUGUCCAGUCACAAGUUCAACUCCUUCUACGGAGAUCCACCAGAGGAACUCCACGACUUCUCUGAAGACCCCUCCUCCUCAGGACUUCUAGCAGCAGAACGUGCUGUGUCUCAGGUGUUGGACAGUUUAGAGGAGAUCCACGCGUUGACAGACUGCAGUGAAAAGGAUCUGGAUUUCCUGCACAGUGUGUUCCAGGACCAGCAUCUACACACACUGCUUGAUCUCUACGACAAAAUCAACACCAAGUCAACGCCGCAGAUCCGAAACCCCCCCAGUGAUGCGGUGCAGAGAGCCAAAAGGGUUCUGGAAGAGAUCUCCUGCUACUCAGAGAAGUACGAAGCUAAAGAACUCAGACGGAUACUGACACAGCCGCAUUUCAUGGCCCUGCUGCAGGCCCAUGAUGUGGUCGCCCACGAGGUUUACAGUGACGAGGCUCUGCGGGUCACCCCUCCACCCACCUCGCCAUACUUGAACGGAGAAUCCCCAGAGAGCGCAAAUGGGGACAUGGACCUGGAGAACGUCACCAGAGUCCGCCUGGUCCAGUUCCAGAAGAACACAGAUGAACCGAUGGGCAUCACACUGAAGAUGAACGACUCCAACCACUGCAUCGUGGCAAGGAUAAUGCAUGGAGGAAUGAUCCACAGACAAGGAACGUUGCAUGUUGGAGAUGAGAUCAGGGAAAUCAAUGGCAUCAGUGUGGCCAACCAGACUGUGGAGCAGCUGCAGAAGAUGCUGAGGGAAAUGCGAGGCAGCAUCACCUUUAAAAUAGUGCCGAGUUACCGGACACAGGGCUCCUCGUGUGAGAAAGAGUCCCCCAGCACCUCCAGGCAGUCCCCUGCCAAUGGCCACUCCAGCAUUAACAGUUCUAUCUUGGACCUGCCGUCCACCAUCCAGCCUAAGGGUCGACAGAUCGUAUCCAGACCUCCCACAAAGGACAAAAUGUCAGUUAAGAUCUACGUGAAGGCCCAGUUUGAGUACGACCCCUCCAAAGACGAGCUCAUCCCCUGCAAGGAGGCCGGCAUCCGCUUCCGCGUGGGCGACAUCAUCCAGAUCAUCUCCAAGGACGACCACAACUGGUGGCAGGGCAAGCUUGAGAACACCAAGAAUGGCACCGCAGGCCUAAUCCCGUCCCCUGAGCUGCAGGAGUGGCGAGUGGCGUGCAUCGCCAUGGAGAAGACCAAGCAGGAGCAGCAGGCCAGCUGUACUUGGUUCGGCAAGAAGAAGAAGCAGUACAAAGACAAGUAUUUGGCAAAGCACAACGCAGUGUUUGACCAACUAGACCUCGUCACGUACGAGGAGGUCGUGAAGCUGCCUGUCUUCAAGAGGAAAACUCUAGUUUUGUUGGGCGCUCAUGGAGUGGGCAGAAGACACAUCAAGACCACACUCAUAACCAAACACCCUGAAAGAUUUGCCUACCCUAUCCCACACACAACCAGACCUCCGAAGAAGGACGAGGAGAACGGGAAGAACUACUACUUUGUGUCCCACGACCAGAUGAUGCAGGACAUCAGCAACAACGAGUACCUGGAGUACGGCAGCCACGAGGACGCCAUGUAUGGGACACGGCUUGAGACCAUUCGGAAGAUCCACCAGCAAGGAUUCAUGGCUAUAUUAGAUGUUGAACCUCAGGCCCUGAAGGUGCUUCGGACCGCAGAGUUCGCCCCAUAUGUUAUCUUCAUCGCAGCUCCAACUAUCACUCCAGGCAUCAAUGAGACGCCCAGGUGGUGUCGAACACUGCCGGAUGAGUCACUUCAGCGUCUGCAGAAAGAGUCUGAGAUCCUGCAGAAGACCUACGCCCACUACUUCGAUAUGACCAUCAUUAACAAUGAGAUCGAUGAGACCAUCAGGCACCUGGAGGAGUCUAUGGACCUGGUGUGCACCACCACCCAGUGGGUUCCAGUGUCCUGGGUCUACUGAUGUGCACCAUCCCCCCUCCGGCAGCAGCACCUCUGCUGAGGUCCUAUUCAGAAAACAGAAUCUAAGGAUUAAAAAAAUAAAUCAGUUUGGACCAAGGAAUGAGCUUCUUCUUGCUACCCUUGAUUUACCCCUCAGCGUACCCCCUGAGGGUGGUGCACAGUCGGACCCCUGCAUUCGGCCCCAGUCAGUCUUGUAAAAAAACAGAGUCAACAAUACAUGAAUAUUGUCAAGUCUGUACUAGCUAGGAGGCUAAAUCUUUGUAGAUGUUUUGUUUUAAAGAGACAGUCCUGUGUUUCUGUUCCUCUCAUGUCGGCGCACUCCUUGAUCUCCAGACCUCCCAUCUCACUGUCGUCCUGUCGGGUGUUGUAAACCACCACAAGUAAGACCCUGAUCGUGGGUAUCUUAUCAGGAGACUGAGGUUAAAAGCACACAAGCCCUCUGCAGUGUCUUCUCAUCUGCAGAUCACAUCAGCAGCCCUAAAUCCAGUUCUGAUCCAAGCUGUAUCCCCUCAUUGGCCUUAAUGUAGACACUCAGUGCGGUUCCAGUGGCACUACACCCACGCACCUACCUGGUACUGUCUCUUCUAAAUGAAUCCACAGGUGUUUCAGAGAUUAGAAUGAGGAUUUUCAUGCAUGUGGACAUUUUUGAGCUUCCAUGCUGUCAGUCAGUCAGUGUUCCCCAUGUCCCUCUGUGAACCUCAAAGAAAUGAGUAAAAAAAGAAAUAUAAAAAAUAAAACCAACAUUCCUGCUGUUGAAAAAAACUGAACUGUACCUGAAUUUGGAGCGAGACAAAAAAAACAUGACAGAGCUGGACGUUGACUCGCCUGAACAUAUCCCUCGACUUUUAGGCAACAUUUCUAAACCACAGAUUUAUAAAGAGAUCAACCGUGUAUGUGAGACGUGUUUGUAAGAAAAGGAUAUCUAAUAAAAGUCUUCAUUUGUUUCUCUA
Messenger RNA from Girardinichthys multiradiatus, 4666 nucleotides. RefSeq names its product calcium/calmodulin-dependent serine protein kinase a (gene caska). Gene Ontology annotation, cellular component: basolateral plasma membrane; plasma membrane; cell-cell junction. Gene Ontology annotation, molecular function: signaling receptor binding; ATP binding; protein kinase activity. The transcript has 29 exons. The record is from RefSeq and is a predicted model, not a curated record. Gene Ontology annotation, biological process: regulation of neurotransmitter secretion; protein phosphorylation. NCBI's taxonomy places the organism in Eukaryota, Metazoa, Chordata, Actinopteri, Cyprinodontiformes, Goodeidae. The coding region runs from base 868 to 3717 and encodes 949 amino acids.